This is a messenger RNA of Linepithema humile (Argentine ant), 1451 nucleotides long. The record is from RefSeq and is a predicted model, not a curated record. Lineage: Eukaryota; Metazoa; Arthropoda; Insecta; Hymenoptera; Formicidae.
GGACGACUUGUCACAACUUGUGUACGCGUGCUUCGUAUAUCUCGCUAUACAUGACGUAUUUCGACGAUAAAUUGAAAUAUGAGAAAAACAUCAAAGACUAUGUGGAAACUGGAAAAAUGUAAUUGAAAAAUUAACAAAAAUUAAAAAAUCAACGAGUGUAAUAUCCAAUUCCUCGCAAUUGUACCGGAUAUGACAGAAUACAGCAAACUCCAGCAAUUGUGCUCUUGCCGCGUCAAGCUCUAUACGCAGAAAGAAAAAACGAAAGACCGUUGUAAGAAGAAGAGGCAAGUUUUUGUGUACAAUCCGGAAGAAGAAAUCUGGCAUGAGCCCUAUAUGCAGACCCUCCGCCGCGAAUUCUCGAAUGAGUCUGUAGAAUGCGAUUCUAAGAUUGAAUUACCUUGGAGAGACAUCGCUCUGCCAGCGGCGGGUAUGAGCAUUCGUCCUGACACGACUUUGACGCCCAUAAUUGAUCGAAAAACAGACGAGACUGAAAUAGAAACCGUCAAAACCGAAAAGAGAGAAUCUACAGUCAUGACACUACCGUGGCAAGAUCUGCUCAUAACAGAGACCUUGCAAAGCACGCAGAUGGACGACGCAGAGAUCUGUGAUUCUUCGGUGGAAAUACCAUGGAGCGAUUUAGCCUUGGAAAAACCGAUAAUCAUAAGGCCACCGAUAGAGGAGAAAACUUGCGUGUCCGAUGACGUCGAAAUUCCAUGGGGUGAGAUUCUGGUGCCACGAAAUAUUAUUAUUCGACCGGAGAAAAAGAGGAAGCAUCCCUCAUCCGGACAACCACCUCGUGCGCGCGUCGCCGACACGACCUGCGUCGUUUGCGGCACAUAUCCUUGUUGCGCAAAAACUCGUGCGGACAUUAAGCUUCUACUUGGACCACUACUUGCGUGUAGGCUGUGUGUAAGGUAUUUAUUACUAAUAUGUAAUUUUCAAAAUUUUUAUACAAAACAUUUAUCAGUAGAGCGCACAAGACGCGAUUGACAUAAAGCUUUGUGGUGCCGCCGCUGGGCUGCGCUGUGGUAGCAAUCGUAUCUCAUCGACUCUCGUGAUUCAGUCAUCUUCAGUUGGCACUUGGCAGUGAACGCGAACGGUAGUUUAUCGUGAGUAUAUGAGAGAUGUAAUUGAGAGCGUCCUGCGCGUAACGAAAAUGGCGUAAUAAUCGAGCGUGUUACCGUUUUGUCUCGCGUUUCACGAACAACGAUCCCGUAAGAAGCGCGUCCGCGGCACUGUUUUCUCCCGCGGAGACAAUCGACUGAAGUGCGCCAUGAUCGUGUCAGGCCGACGAACCCGGCAACGUCGUUAGGUGAAAUUUAUACAGUGUGUAUUCCGAGUGUGCUUUAGUGAAUCGCGCGCGUCGAGAUAAGAGCUCGCGGGAUUUGAUGUUGUAGUCAUCGUCCUCGUCGUUGUCGCCGUCGUCGUGCAUCGACCAACGACGACGCUGA